UUUUUCUAAAUAUCUUUUCUAUACCUUUUGAUCACGUCUCUGGAGCGGUAAAGAAUAGGUUAGGAAUAAGAAUUAAUCGUCGAAUUGUUCACUUUUAUAAGGAAUAAUAUCGCUAGGUGUCUAAGUUUUUUGAUAACAGAUAGUAAUAUGAAAAAUAAUAUUUCUCAUCGCAGAAAUAUUUCAGUAAUAAAAAUAUUUGAACUUCUUUAACGUUAAAUGUGAAGACUAAAAGAAGUUCAAUACGAUGCCGACAAACGAUACGAGACGCGAUGAAAUUCGCAAGAUUCUCCUGUCGUUGCUGCUUGCUCGACCGGGAGCCACGCCGAUCACCAUUCUCGAUCGGGAUUAUUACGAAGUCGAGGGCGAGCGUAUACCAUGGCGUAAGUUCGGCUAUGCCGAUGUGGCAGAAUUUCUCAAGAGUAUGCCAGAACACUUUGUAAUCGAAUGGUGCAAUGGUGGACACUACGUGCGCGGGAUCGCGUCAGAAAAAACUAAACACGUAAGCUCGCUGGUGUCCCGCCAGAAGUCCACUUCAAAGUCGAAAUACAUUGCACCUCGUUUUCAUCGGCCGUUCAUCAAUCGUUACAUACCGCAAAUGCAGCGACAGCGAGUCAGGAUCCCGGCCGAGCAGUUAUCAUAUCUCGUAACGUUUGUCCAGGACAAUCCAAAUGGUGUGUAUCUGCGAGAUGCCCUGGCGAUAUUACAAAAGCAAUUGCCAUAUGUCAUGCUCUCUUUGUACGACUUGCGGGAACAACUGCACGAGCUGCCGCAUUCCUUAUAUUUGGACUGUGAUAUGAUUUAUCCCGUGAACAAUGUUUCACGAGAGGCAAAGAACUAUCCACAGCCUCCGACAUCGGAGCCACAGCCUCCGACAUCGGAGCCACAGAACAUGCCACGAUCGUCAGCCAUGGAAACAACGUACGUCGCCGGAGAUGAGGGAUCUGAUUUUCUGGAGGAUUUGAUCGACGACGACAGCUUUGUCCCGGUCAAGUAUUUAAACAGCAAUUAUCCAAAGCAAUCGAAGACGAGUGAGCGGCUCGCCGCGAGCUUUGCGCGGAAUGCGAGUAAUGAACAAAACGCAAUGUCCAAUCACAAUGACGACGUUGAUGUCGACGAGUAUUUUGCCGCGACGAAUAACAGUGACAACCCGAAAACUAUGAUCGCCGAUUACAUUGAUCUUUCCUCGCUGAUAAGCAAUAGAACGAAGUCGCGAUUGGAUCAGCUAGUACAGAAACACUCAGAGGGUAUCUGGUGUGCCGAUCUGCCCGACAAAUAUUUGAAAGAAUAUAAUAUACAUCUAAAUUACAUCGAACUAGGCUUCACUAGCGUGCGCGAGUACGUGUCUUACCUACCGGAUAUUUUUUAUAUGACACGAGCGAAUUCGACCGACGACUUUUUAUUGUAUAGCGCGGACAAGAGGCCGACAGUUCCCGACCAAGAAGUAGCGAGAUCAGAAUCCAUCGAAAUAAGACCAAGCUUACGCGAGCAGCAUGAUGAACACAAUGCAGUGCGAACACAACAUGACAAUGAUGAUGAUAACGCACCGAUUCCAGCAGAUGUUUCUCCUACUAUAACAAAGAUAUUUGCACCUGAUGAUGUAAUGAAUUACAAUGAUAGCGUGGAUCUAAUACUAGUGACUGAUUUACAACGUGACAGAAAAUAUUUAGAGAUAUAUGUUGUAGAAUUAUUUAAUCCAACCUUCUUUUGGAUACAUCUGCGAGAAAACAAGAAACGCUUUGAUAGAUUUAUGAAUGAAUUACAUACUUUUUACGAGUAUAACAAGGAUAAGUACACCAUUCCAAAGAUUGCUCUAAAAAAAGGUCUAAAUUGUGCAUGUAUAUAUGCAAGUAAAUGGCAUAGAGCGAUCAUUAGAUCCGUAAAACCGGAUUUCAGAGUGACAGUGAUGUUUUACGAUUACGGCACUUUGAAGACAUAUGCGCCCGAGGAUGUAUAUUAUUUGCACAAACAGUUUUCCUUUCUACCUGCGCAAGCGAUACCUUGCGGCUUGUAUAACGUUAAACCAUGUGUUGGUGAUCGUUGGAAAAGAAGUGUGACAGUGAAAUUGUACGAUAAAAUUAGUGAAGCUCUUUUAGCCUUAACCAUAGUCUCUGUUGAUCCUCCGAACAAUUCCAUGAUGGUCGUUUUAUCCGAUACAAGCGAAGAAGAGGACGUACAUAUAAACGAUUGGUUAAUCAAAGAGAAACUAGCGCAAUGCGGUAAAAUGGUGUGUAUGUGCGACAGCUUUCUGUAUUUUCAUUAUUUGACAUGUAAUAAUAUUAGUAUACAAUCGCCUCUAUCUACGUCAGUUACCUAUGUCAAGACAUUCGAUAUAAAAAAUGAUAUAGUAAAUGUAGAUAAAGCGCGACAUGAUAGAAAUCAAUCGAUACCGUGCAAUAAAAGAGCGCAUACAUUAUUUGAUGUAAAGAGUGAAAAUAAUGUGAAGAGCGAAAGCAAAACUGUCGAGGCUUUGCAUAACAUCCCGUCCAGUAAAAAAGCUUUCCUGCAGAAGUUGCGGGAUAUUAAUUCACUGGAUGCUGAAUCAUCGGCUGCUAAAUCGCAAUCAAUAGAUUAUUCGAAAAACGAAAAACCAAGCGGUCCCAGGAAAUUGUUGGAAAAAUUGAGAGCAUUGAAUGUUACAUCCAAUUCUAAUUUGAGCAUUUCGGCACUAAAGCCAAACCAUGAUUUUAAAGAUAAUGUGCAACAAAUCAAUUCAGAUAUGAAGGCUGAUUCACAAGAUGAUAAUGGAAACUUCAAGCAUUGUGCAUUGAAUAUGGAUUUUGGUUUAAGAGAUUCCGACAACGAAGAAAAUAUUGAAAAAGAUUUUGGAACAUUUAGAAGUUUAUAUGGCGGACAUGGUUCGAUGGAGCCUUUUGAUUGGUCAUUAAUAAAAAAGAACGAUCAUUUUCUUCACCAAGCAACUGUUACAUCACAUAAUAAUUUAGACAUUCUAAUUAAGGAGUAUAAAAAUAAUGUAACAGAAGAUGAAUCAGAAUUGCAUAAAUUAAAUAAUUUAAAAAAAGAAUCACUACCUGCUAACCCCUAUUUUCUAAAUAUAACUCGUAAGGAGGAGGAAUAUUACUUACCUGAGCAGAAUAUCAAUUACGAUUUUAAGAAUGUGUCUCAAUCCGUGGCAAAGUUGAGAAACAGAAUGGAAGUGUAUAACGAUAAGUAUACAACAGUAGUUGUGACAAGGGACAUACUUGAAAUGUGUAAUAACAUUCAAUCCCAAAAUAUAUUAAAUCCUGAUACGAAUACUGUUCAAACCAAUGGUGUAGCUUCUUCAAUAAAAGAGACUACCCAAUCCAAGAUCAUAAACGAAAAUGGCGAAGCAUAUGAAACAAAAACUGAACAGAAAAUAGAGAAAAACAGAGAUUUUGAUGCAGAUAUGAAAUCAAUCUCCUCUAAUAUGAUUAAUAAUAAAGAUUUAAGAAUAAAUAAGAAAACGUUUGAGUGCAGUACAGAUAGUUCUUCUGAAUCCAAUACAAUUAAUAAAGUAUGCAAUCCCAGAUACAAGAAGUUGCUAGAUCAAAUAAGGCAUAUGAAGAUGAAUUCAGUGAAGUCCAACACUUCGAUGGACUUCCUUAAUACAAGGAAUUCUCCAAGCAGCGAGCAAAUUCAAUCAUCUUCCUGUAGUCACAGCAGUAGCACUACUGGUAGCAUGAUCUCGUCAGAUGAUGAACAACGUGAGGACUUCAAGAACCAAAAUAGCAUGCGUUUUACCAAGCUACGCAACUUUUCGAAACUUUCGUCCACAUCCUCGAGUGAUUUUUCGUUAGAUUGCAACUCCAAAGAAACUAGAGGUCUUUUGUCUUCGGAAAAUGAUUCUCUUGCUUCUUUAAAUGUGGAUGAUUUCAAGCAGGAUCAAUUGGUGAAAAUUGAUGCGAUUGCUUCUAACGUUGACGAUUCAAAACAGCCGAAUGUGACAGUUAAAGCAUCACGCACUUCGAAGAUGUUGGAACUGGUGUUGAAAAACGUAGAAAAUGCGACGAGCGUUAUCGAAUUGGAUUCCGAUGAUCUGAGUAACCAAGAAAGUGUGGCGAGUGAUAAAAGCUACAACAAGGAAGGAAGCGAAUUGGUCGACGAGUUGGUGGUGGAUCGUGUGAAAUGCAAAUCGAGUAACGAUAUAAGCCUGUCUGAGAAAACACUUUCUCCGCCAGUGUUAAAUGAUUGCGAUAUGGAAUCCGAUGAGAGCGAUUGGGACGGUUAUGGUGAUGCCGUCGACAUGGCGAGCAUAAUGAAGUAUGUAGUAAACAAUUCGAAUCAAUUACCGACGUAUUGUUUCGGGGAAGAGAGCCUAAUGUCUGAUAGCCGCUGCAUAGCAACAUCCACCGAGGAGAUGCACGAGAAGGUACCUUUGGUCUCAUCAAAACCGACUCAUCUGUGUCGCGAUAGCCUUGAGCAACAUUCGGUGAGGCCACCGCCGGGUUUUGCACCUCUCAGCGAAAAACCCAGUCUAUCUAGCAUGUCACCGAGAACUGUUAGCGAUAUAUAUUCCUUCGGAAAUACAUCGAAUGUGAAGACAAGCUACAGUAAUGCAGAAGUGAUUACGAAUCCAUUCUUGAGUGACCAACAAUUCGUGAACGACAAUAUUAUUCCUAACGACAUAGCGAAGCAGAUAUUUACGAAGAUUUGGAAUGAGAAUGUGCAGUUGAUCAUCAAUUUGACCCAGAUUUUAUAUGAUAUAAUGGAAUGUUCGCCGCUCAAUAGAAACAUAUUUGAAAAUCACAUGACAAUCCAGCAUCAUUUCAAUAAGUUUCUCAAAAGCUUCGAAAAGAGACUGAUACCGGACAACGAUCAGUCUACGGUCAGCACGUCAUCAACGUCGCUCAAUCUCGCAAGAGAAACGAUGCCGGAUAAAGUCGGCUUGGCGGAAAAAAUGCCGAUUAAUUCGAAUACCGAAAGUUUCGUGAAUCGGAAGCUUGCGGGCAUGAACAAUUUAUCGCUUAAUCUCGCAAGAGAAACGACGCCGGAUAAAAUUGGCUUGGCAGAAAAAACUCCGAUUAAUUCGAAUACCGAAAGUUUCGUGAAUCAGAAGCUUGCGGGUAUGAGUAAUUUAUCGCUUAAUCUCGCAAGAGAAACGACGCCGGAUAAAGUCGGCUUGGCGGAAAAAACGCCGAUUAAUCCGAAUGCCGAAAGUUUUGUGAAUCGGAAGCUUGCGAGCAUGAGUAAUUUAUCGCUAUCGAAUCCGUUCAAUGAUGACAAACCACCACAGACUCACAACAUAUUUUCCGCUUACUGUUCAAACGGUUAUACUUUUACAAGCAAUUGGCACCAACCUGACGGAUUCAAUCCUCAUGUCCAAAUACCGUCUCCAGUAACUCCAACUUCUGCACGUUCCAUGUUUAACAAUUGCGGACCAUCAUCGGUCACGGCCAAUGUUUUUUUCCCGAACGUCGAUCAGGGCAAUGAAAACUCUUCUGCGACGAAGCCAGUAUCUCCAAUGAUACCGAUGAACGCUGGCUCUAAUAACAGUCGUAAUUCUUCAAGUUUCUUCAGUACUGUGAAUAGCGAGUGGGCCAACAUAUUCAAGGAGACGAAUCCCUUCAAGUUUUCUAUAGUUAAUGACAUGCCGGAGAAACAGAAUGAGCGGAUAGCGAACAAUUAUGAUACGAAUUCUGCAUCAUAUCUAUCCGUUAAAAAUUUACAUGAUCAUUCUUUGAAAAUGGAAGCUAUGAACAUUCACGCGGCGAGCAAUGGCUUUACGGUUGCGGAACACGUUAACGUCAAUAGCGCUGAAAAUUACACUCCUAGAAUUGUCUACGAAGCCGGUCCGGUAAUGUAUAAUACGCAGAAGAAGCAAACGGAUGCAGAUAUGAAACAUAGCUCUUGCAAUAGCAAUUUUAAAAAUGAUGGUAACAUGACUCUCAAAAAACAUUGUAGUAAUAAGGAAUUGUCUUCGCAAUCUGCGAAUGAUAUCGCUACCUUGUAUUCGAAGCAUGAUAGCUCACACAUUAACGAAGGCUAUGUCAUUCGACCACCAACCGAUUAUACAUUGCAAGACUCGCCUCCGAUUAUAAGCAGCAAACCGAAUUAUCAUCAACAAAACGAGCGAAUCGUCUCCCCUCAAACUUGGAAACAAAUCGAGAUUCCAGAACAUUGGAUUAACUCGCAAUUCCGAAACGGCGCUUCUUUACAAAAUCCUAAUGAAAAGCCUAUAUUUAGCAAAUUGGUUAAUUUUUCAUCUCAUAAAGACUGGAAUUGUAAUAAUAAUAGAGAACCUGUAACCCAAAAUAUGAAUGGAAUGAUUGAUUUAAGUUAUAUUUUCCAACGGAACGACAAAGAAAAACCGUUGGAUAUGUACAAGAAUUUCUGGAAGAAUCCAUCUUACAUUGAGAAACAAAAAUCCACUGAAUAUAAAAAUGCGAACAGUGACUUUUUUUUUGAUACCUCUUUUGUGUUUCAGAAAAUUGAUUCAGUUAAAAACGCGACAUUUGUGUUUCACAUAGAAGGGGAAGGUUGGAUAUUGACACACGAAUUUGUGGAAAUUUUUACGAAUCUCAAAUUAUGCUCUCGUCUGAUGGCUAUAUUAGAAGCAAUGAAUAUAAAAGCUACAUUCAAAGAAAUCCAAAGAUCCGAUCAUCCAGUACAAUUUUUACGACUUGACCAUUAUCCUUUAAAUGUUCCUCGAGAUUCCGAUAAGCGCAUUGUCUCCAUUCAUUUAAUCUCGUUACAAACAGCAUUGUCAUUAUUGCAUAAAUUGAAGAUAGUCACUCGCGAGGAAAUAGAUAAUGCUUUCAAGAAAAAAGAGUUCCUGGACGGUUCUAUUCUGCUUGAUAUGUGGAUGUUAAUCGUCACUUACCGCGACUUAAAACAACGCGUUGAAGAAUGCAAGUUAUGGAAUGUAAAUGCUUAAAACGCGUUCACAUUGCAAAUAGCUUUGUAUAACUUUUGUUUAUUAAGUUUAUACCUUAACCGUUAAGUUUACAUCUGUGAUCGACACUAAUGUUCCUUUUUGUACAAACAGAACAUAAGUUCUAUUUCUAUUUUUUUGACAUUUAUAACGCGGGCAGAUUAUGUUUAAGUUAUCAGAAAUUUUUGAUUCUUUAAAAUAUGACUAAUUUAGGUUUAUUAUUUAAUUACGAAUAACCGAGCAUGAGAAUAUGAAACGUACUGAAUUAUAUAGUUUCAUUUAUCAUACUAUUAUUUCUAAUGUUUAACAUAAUUUUUAAAUGAAAUUACAUUACUAACAUUUCUUGGUUAAAUACAACUCGAUAGUCUUAAGUAUAUUAGAAGUUAAGAAAUAUUGUUGUAUUCAGUUAUGCGUUCUAAAUGAGAAAAUAAAUAAAACUAAAUGAUAAAAUUC
Messenger RNA from Formica exsecta, 7303 nucleotides. RefSeq lists its product as uncharacterized. The record is from RefSeq and is a predicted model, not a curated record. Lineage: Eukaryota; Metazoa; Arthropoda; Insecta; Hymenoptera; Formicidae. Bases 245 to 6853 code for a protein of 2202 amino acids. The transcript is spliced from 10 exons.